AUGCACUCAUCGAGCAGGAAACCAGCACUCAUGCAAGCAAAUAUAAAAUCUCAUCAUAUUAUGGCGAUUAUAACUGGUAUGGUAUAUUUUCAAACACCAGUUACGGCUGAUACAGUGAUCUCUAUAAACGGCAUACUCUUCAACCAUGUACGGAAUAUCAACUUUAUGCUGCAGUUUCCUGCCGUUCCGGCAAUUACCUACGAGCUGGCGAUUGUAUUACGUGAGAAUUCUAAUGGCAUCUACCGUACAUCGUCAUACUUUAUUGGGAAGAAUCUGGCAGAAGCACCAGAAUACUUCAUUCUACCAACCAUCUACAAUCUGAUUGUAUACUGGAUGGCCGGUGAGUACCUUCUGACCCAGAAUGGCGCUGUUCGGCUAAUUGGGUGA
Messenger RNA from Cooperia oncophora, 387 nucleotides. The record is from the annotation of a GenBank genome assembly. NCBI's taxonomy places the organism in Eukaryota, Metazoa, Nematoda, Chromadorea, Rhabditida, Trichostrongylidae.